AUUCAGUUCAAAAGUGAACUUUUUUUAAACAAAACUCCUUUCUAUCUCGUUUCGCUGUUUUGUCCUGUAAUUGCAAUUUCAAUAUGUAGAAAGCAAAAUACAUGUUAUCUCAAAUAACAAUUUAUUUUUUAUAAGGUCAUCGAAAACAAACGAUGAUAACAACACACUAUUAAGUUACUCGAUAUAUCGAGGGGACACGUAAACUUUGUUCCACCCAGGCUACUUGGCUAUCCGAAAAAUUUCGUUUUCAUUUUCCCCAUUUCGACGAAUAUGACGAACGCAAUGAGAAUACUAGAAGGAAAUUGAAAUUAUUUACUAAAAAGAUUUUAGAAUCUUAACAUGUAGAUAGAGAAAAUUCUUACGUUAAGAUAUCGCAGAUAUACUAUGAUCGGUCGGUUUUACCACAUAAUCAAAACAGAUUAGAUAAAUUCUUUUUCUGAUUCUUUUUUCUUUCUUUUUUUUCAUAAUCAUAUAAGCUACGUAUGUAUGUUGCGUCGAAACAAUGUUUUAUAACUAUAACAAUUAUAUCUUUUUCCCAGUUGAGAGAUAAAUAUAUGAUCAUUUAUUUUAUCUUAAUUGUUUUUAAUCUCGAUGAAAGAAAAUAUAAUCAUCCAAUGACGAAAAGAUAGGAGGUACGCACGACGUAUACUUAUAUGAACAUUGUAACGAGAGACAUUUAGAGAGAGAUUUUUAGUGCUUUGUUGAAUAAGUUGGUUACAGUGCUGCCAUACUGCUGUCAUCAUGCAAUUUUUUCGUUGUGUGGCAAUAACAGUUUGUUUGUUAUUCAAAUCGAUUAUGGAUUCGAAUGGUGAACAAUUAAUAUCUUGUACAAAAUGGGGAUCUGUCGAUGGCCAAAGCAUUGAGAAGUACACUUUAAAAAAUAACGCGGGUCAGGAGGUGGAUAUCGUAACGUACGGCGCAACAAUAACAUCUAUUAGAACUCCAGACAAAGAUGGAAGAAUAGCAGACGUCGUUUUAGGUUUCGAUAAAGUAGAAGAUUACUCGUCCACGGUUUAUAAACCGUAUUUUGGUGCGACGAUAGGAAGAGUCGCGAACCGUAUAAAAAAUGGGGAAUUUACAUUGAACGGGAAAAAGUAUCAUUUGGCUAAGAAUGCAGGACAAAAUAGUCUUCACGGUGGCUUUAAAGGGUGGAGUUCGAAAAUAUGGAAUGCCGCUAUUCAGCGUAACCAGCUUGUACUUUCUUUGCUAAGCGAGGACGGUGACGAAGGUUAUCCUGGAGAUGCAAUAGCUUCGGUCACUUUUCAAUUAACCAUCGAUGGAGAGUUACGCAUCGAGAUGAAAGUUUUCGUCACCAAAGCUACUCCUAUUAACUUGACUAAUCAUAGUUACUUCAAUCUAGCUGGUCAUAAUGGUAACGCAAGCGAACUGUACAAACAUCAGUUUACUUUAAAUGCGGAUCAUUGGACAGUCACCGACACAGAAAGUAUUCCUACUGGAGAAAUACGAUCGGUCCUCGGUACCGUGAUGGACUUGAGAAACUCUACCAUACUCGGAGAUGUCAUUGACAAAGUACCAGGUGGUGGAUACGAUUAUAAUUUUUGUUUAAGAGUAAACGAUACCGCAAACGAAAGAAACCUCGUCGCCAAAGUUUUACAUCCUACUUCUGGAAGAUAUUUACAAGUUUUUUCGAAUCAGCCUGGAUUGCAAUUUUACACAGCCAACUUUUUACCCGAACGCGAGACCCCGGGUAUUAGGGGGAAAAACGGAACCACAUACUUCAAACAUGGUGCAUUCUGUUUAGAAACACAAAAUUAUCCGGAUGCAGUCAAUCAAGAAAAUUUUCCAAAUAGCAUACUUGAACCUGGACAGCUUUAUCGUCAUACUGUUAUAUACAAGUUUGGAGUAGUAGCAUAAAAAGUACAUACUUAUUCUCUGUAUAUGAUACAAUUGUAUUUUGACUAUUAUGUUCUAAUAAUUUGAAUAAAAGUAUGUUAUAUAUUA
This is a messenger RNA of Bombus terrestris (buff-tailed bumblebee), 1962 nucleotides long. RefSeq names its product galactose mutarotase. Lineage: Eukaryota; Metazoa; Arthropoda; Insecta; Hymenoptera; Apidae. Bases 742 to 1875 code for a protein of 377 amino acids. Gene Ontology annotation, molecular function: carbohydrate binding; aldose 1-epimerase activity. Gene Ontology annotation, biological process: beta-D-galactose catabolic process via UDP-galactose, Leloir pathway; glucose metabolic process. The record is from RefSeq and is a predicted model, not a curated record. The transcript has 5 exons.